This is a messenger RNA of Delphinapterus leucas (beluga whale), 13615 nucleotides long. RefSeq names its product nuclear receptor interacting protein 1 (gene NRIP1). Lineage: Eukaryota; Metazoa; Chordata; Mammalia; Artiodactyla; Monodontidae. Gene Ontology annotation, biological process: positive regulation of transcription by RNA polymerase II; circadian regulation of gene expression; negative regulation of transcription by RNA polymerase II. The record is from RefSeq and is a predicted model, not a curated record. Gene Ontology annotation, cellular component: nucleus. Gene Ontology annotation, molecular function: signaling receptor binding; transcription corepressor activity; transcription coactivator activity.
GGUUGCUUCCACGUCCUGGCUGUUGUAAAUAAUGCUGCAGUGAAAAUUGUGAGUACCCUGGCUUUUAAGUGCUAACCCUUUUUAUGACUUGUGAACCUCCAAAUACUUCUUCUGUGAUGAUUCUCUGUACUCCAGAGGGUUUGGAGAUUUGGUCAUUUUCUUAAUUAUUUCACAAAGUAAAGUUUGUAUCUUUUUAGGGUGAGUUAGAAGUCUUCCCUUGGAAAUCUUUUCUUCUGGUCUCCUUUGUUUGACCUUCCCCUCCAUUUGCCUCAGCCUGAUCCCUGAUGCUGGCUCUCCUUUUCCGAAAGUGCUGUCUGCUUUUUGGUAGACAGUUACUUGGCCCUAGUGACCCCUGUUCUUUUUUACUCCCUACCCUCUUACCUUGGCUGAUACUCCGUUAAGUUCUUUCUGAGGUCUUAGCAGGACAGUUAGUCUCUUACACUAUUUGAUGACUCUCUUCAAAUUAAAAGGGUACUUACUGGUUCUUCCCCGGAGAGUUUUGGGAAUGCAUUGUGUGUACCUGUCAGCUGCAUGGCAACACCAAGAUGGCUGCUCAUUCAGACUCUUGUUAAUUCACUGACAGUUCAAUAUUCUGUUUACGCAUCAUCUUUUUAUUGUGUGGUGUCAUGGUGUGAGCUGUAGUUUGGGGAUUUAUCAUUAUGAGUGAUAAACUAGAAGCACAAAGCUGAUAGAAUGUUGGGGACUUUUUAUUCUUUAAUUCUGUGUCCUAAACAUAGUAGGCAGUCAGUAAAUGUUUGCUUAGUUAAUUUUAUUUUCAUUAGUGUUGAUGAAACUCUGAGCUCCAACAACGACCUUAUGGUUUAAGCCAGGCCUCUCCCUCUUAUAGCCAAGGGAGCUAUGCCACCACUGUUCUGAAAAAGUACAUGUGGCUGCCUUCUCAGCAGAAUCCUUACCCGAUACUUAAUGAAGAUUGCCAUUUGAAAUAUACAAAAUUCACAUCUCCAACAGGAUUCUGAUUCUGACUCUUUGUUGAAUACCUCCUCAAGAGUUCUUAGUUUUCUUGAAAAUUCGUUAUGUCAUGUUACCACAGUGUUUUACAAACCUGGGCUUGAGUCACCAUAAUUUUUUUCUUCCUUUUUUGAUUUAAUGAAUGUGCUAUUAAAAAUACCCUGUUUUGUAACACUAUUUAUGUGAUAUAAAUUGCUUACUAAAUAUUUAAACCAGGCUUCAUUGUUUUUCAGAGUUGUCUUUUUCUUCAACUCUCCUUCCCCUGCCUUAUUUUGACUGUGUUUUCUUCUUUGCACUCAUUUGCUUCAAUUACUUUUCCCCUCUAAGCCAUCAGCAACUCUACAGCUUCCGUUUUUGUUUUUGUCUUUUAACAUGCAUUUAGUCAUACCAUUGCCCGUAAACCUUCUACUGCUCACUAGAUAAAGGCCAGCUCCUUGGCAUGACCUUGAUUCAAAGUCCUUGGUCCUGAUUGCGUUUUCAGCCUAAUCUCUAGUCACAUUGGACCACCGCUUCCUGUAUCACACUCAGCAAUACCCUGCCUUUAGGUGCUGUUUUUGUAACCUAGAGUGACUGCCAUUCUCUUCUGCCUACUCAUUUUUUUAACCAUCAUUGACCACCACCUAGGGCACAGACACAGAUAAGCUGAAAACUUAGUUACAGCCCACUCUGUUCCUAGAGCACUUUUUACAAACUUCAGCCGUAGCAUUUAGCACAUAAACUCUGUCUUCUUUUGCACAGUGACUAAAGAAAAAUUCACGUGUACUGUUCACUCUCAUAUACCUACUGGGUGUUCCUUCCUACCCCAUUUGUAUGCCAUUUGGGAAGGCAUACCUGAACUCAAGUGAGUUUGGUUGCCACUCAGCAUAAUCUUGAACUCAGUCUAUUUUUUUAAAUGGGUAUAAUUUGCAAUCUUUUGGACCUUAAUACAUGGUACACCUUACACUAAAUACUCUUUACAACUAAUUAUGACAUGUCUUAUAUCUGAUGAUGAGAAACUAACAUAUCAUAAGGUGGAGAUACACUGAUUUUAAGUUAUUGCAUUUUAAAUAUUAUAGCUGUUUGUUCCCCUAGAUUAUUUCUUGAGAGCUGUAGCUACUAAAUUAAACUUUAAGGGUAUUGCAGGGAAGACUCACACCCUCUGCUGGUAUUAAUGCCCUCUCUUUUGGCCUGCAUUGGAAAUACUGUAACAUUACAAUAAAAAAGUGUCCUGCUGAUUGCUUAUAAUAAGACUGAGAUUGCCUUAUCUUGUUUUACGUGUGUUCACUUUCACUAUUCUGAUUUUUCCCCCCUCUUACCAGUGUAUUCAUCAUGCUAGGAGUAAGGAAUUUAGUAAGCAUAUCACGUAAUUUUUUUCCCUGUUUUAAUUUUAGUAAGCUGUAUGCAACAUGCAUGACGUUUAUGACUUAACCAGCUAAAAGCUUAUCCUUUUAAAAAAAAUGCAAGACAUUAAUGUUGAUGGAAAUAUACUCUCUUAAUGUUAACCUAUCACUUGCUGCAAAUCUGAAAGAUAACGGAUAGAAUCUUUUACGUCUUCCAUUCACUACACAAAAAUAUGAGCCAGAAAAAAAUUCCACCCGAAUUCAAUGGGAGGGUUUAGUUUUAAGGACUAAUAGCGGCCUCAUCCGUUGUGAUUGCUUGCUUACAUAAUCUGUUAUGAAAGAAUGCUUCUAGGUAAACUGUGUCUCCAGAAUGCUUGUGAUUUGUUCUGUUUUGCUUGGGAAAGGGUUAAGAGGAGACAACAUCCUGUCAAAGACCUUGUUUUUAAUUUUGCUUCUCACACUGGCACAGAUCCUGCUAAGAGCAGCCCAGAUUAGUUCGGAAAACCUUUGAAGAGAUUUAAGAUGUCCUUCAGCCAGUUUGAAGGUUUUUGUCUUGCAAAUCCAGUACAAGGGCGCCUGCAGGCAUCUCGACCCUUGCUGUGCUGCUGAUGCAGCUCAAGGUCACACUAACCCGCCCUGUGACAUUCAACAACAACAAAAAAUUAUGCGGUGAAACUGCUUCAGCGUUCGGCCAGCCAACAACUUCCUUUAGUGAGGAACUGAGGAAGAAGUCUUUUUUUUUUCCCCCUCUUUUUCUUUUUCUGGGGGCUCUGUGAAUUUUUGCUGUAGGAAAUAAUCCUGGAUUUCUGGUGUGUGUGAUGACAAGGUCAUUUCUUAAUUAGAACACAUGUAAAGAACAAAGCUAAAUGGCUUCAAAACAGCUUUGUAGUUGAUGGAGAGGAUUUAAAUUAUUUAAAGAGAUAGUCACCCGUGUAUGAUGAAAGCUGAAUUCUAAAGGCAUUAACUCCUUCAUUCCUGUCUAUAUGCCAUUACUUUGAAUUCCUUAGUCUGACUUUUAGAAGGUUGCGUUCUAAACUUAAGAAAAUUUAUAAAUGGCCAUUUCUUAACAGGGUGAAACAUAAUUUAUAAAUCAAAUUCUUGGAUAAACUUUUAAUGGAGAAGUUUUCUCCCCACAAUAUUUAUCUCCUGGAAAUUUUAUCAAAUGGUUUGGUUUAGGAAGUAGGAAUCAGAAACUUUUUCUGCUGGCAACUGUGAUUUAUUUAUAAUGUGUUGGGGAGGGUUGAAUAAAAUGCUUCUUUAUCACCUCACCUUCUCUGCCUCACUUUUACAUUUGUGAUUUGGAAUUAUAGUAAACCACUUUGCCCUGAGCCUUUAGAAAAUAUAGCACAUAUCGUUCAGGUUUCUCAACUUUCAAAGAACUGGUGUAAAAAGACACACGUGUUCUUCCUAAGGGGGAAGAAAAGCAGUUUUAGUUUAAAAUGGACUUUAAGAAAGUUGUUUGUGAACAUAACGUGACUUUUUUGAGGCACAGUGAAACCAUGUCCAUAAACACUUAAUAGCCAUAUGGGCCUCCCUCUCCUCUGUGGGACCUGUUUCCCCAUUUUGUUCCCCCUUUGUUACCUGUGAGUGCUAAGUACCAGACAUUAGUUGGAAAGAGUCCAAGUAAAUUGGCUUUCUAAGCUUGAGACUUAAUGCAUAUCACCUCUAUAGGAUUAGAGCAGAAUAAUCAGAGAAGGUAAUUUUAUAGUUGAUACUUUUCUGUGUGUAUCAUACAUAGAAGCACGUCUUGCAGUUAUUCCUUUAUACACAAAAUCACAUCUCACAUCGUGUAGAGAAACUUUACUUCAACAUUAUGAUAUUAACAUACGUUUUCUCAGAAUUUGGUUGUUGCUUUCUUAAAGAAGAUGUUUCCCUGUACGUGUGACCAGAGUAGAUCCAGGGCACAUACUUCAGGAAGGUGGAUAUGAUAUUUUAAGUGUGAUUAUUUGAACUGAUAUUUUGGACUUUGUGGCCAACAGAUAACUAAGUUUCAGGGGAUAGCCUGAUGGAUUGUAUUAGAAGAACAGUUUAGAAUUGACUAGAUUUAAUAUUCUGGAAGAUUUUCUCCUGUCAAGAAGCAGUGUAUUUGGGUCCUCCAUGAAAAGUAAAAAGGUAUAUACACUUUUAGCUUAUGGCUAUUUUAAAGGAUUUUAGGUUUGCCAGAAGAAAAUGCUGGAGGGGAAAUCGACAUGCAAGGAAAUGGGUAGUGCGAUUCUGUGCAUCCCUGCCCUUGCAUGGAGUCUGGUAUGCCCUUAUGUCAUGUAUGACCCAAGCUCACCUGCUAGUAAUUUCUAAUUUACUGUCCUAAUUCAUCGAUUUGUUAUCGCUAAUUGUUCUUCAUUUACUUCUGUGUAGUUUCCAGUACCUAAAGGGUUGAAAGGUUGCUGUAACUGGCACCCGCAGCUGCUCUUUCUUUUGACAGGGGAUAAUUUUGCAGCCUAUGCUUUGUGUGACAGCUGCCUAAUUGGGCAUUCUCCCCUUGUAGCAAGGCUGCCUUCUCCAGCCUCCCUGCUGACAAAUGGUGGUGGAUUAUAGAUGAGGACACGCUGACCCAUACGACCUUGCUGAGGCAGCGGGGAGGGGCCUCCUGCUACUUGAGGGAAGCUUUAGGUCAUUUAGAGGACAAGGUCACUAGCCAGGUGGGGAAAUGACAUGAUAUCACAUGACAGUAGCCUGAUGACAUGGCCAGUGUGUCAAGGACAAAUGCAUCAGUCUCGGUUAAACAUUAUUGCAAUACUUCAUAGAAGGCUUAGUAUUUCUUAAUUGUUCUGCUGAUUUUUUUUGUUUUUUGUUUUCUUAGAAAAAGGAAGAGGGCAGAAUAAGACACAUGUAUUUUAGCAGUUUAAAGCAGUUGUUUACAUGAAAAUAGAGCUGGUUUAGAAAGCCUCCUCAUAAUUUUCUCCAGUCAUCCAGAGCGUUUUGUUCUUAAUUAUUGUUUAGUUUGCAGUCCUUUGACUAUCGGUACUUUUCAAGAGUUACUUGAAAAUUAAGGCAGGCACAUAAAAAUGAGGCAUUGUUAUAUUGUUAAAAAAUAUUUAACAACUUCUGUCAUCACCCUACUCAAUGAUUGGCAUACCUUUUCAUAUUUCGAAUAAAAGAAAAGUAAGCCAAGUGAAAAUGCUUAAUUGAAAGGAACCUCAAAACUCUGCAUUAAUGAGAUCAUAAAUACCACCAUGCUGUCAUAAUUAUAAAAUGCUAAAGAUGUUUUUUAAGUAAUUUUUUGAGACCUGAAAAUAUUUUUUAAAUACCAUGGGAUUAUAUUUGAUGUAAAAACUAAAAGAUAAAUGAAGAUCUUUUAGAUAUCUUUUCACUAUUGGUAAUAUACAUGUUUUUCUUGGAUAAGUGGAUUUGAGCUAUUAUAAUACCCUUUUUUAAGUGCAAACUCUUAAGAAUCCUUGCUGAGUCUAUUAACCCUAUAUUAAUACUUGAAAGAGUAAGUCCAUGUAAACUGUAUUGGAUAGUCCAAUUUAGAAAAAUGCCUUCUUUUAAAAACAGUGAACAGUUUAAUGCAAAAAAUAUUGUUCAUGAUUCUUGUUUUCUGGAAAAAAAAAAUAAUUGUUUUUGGGUACCAUUGAAUCUAAGCCCUCAGUUCUACGGGAGAUAAUUUUAUGCCCCUGAGGUAAAAAACUAUCAGUGGUAAAAGUGUGAUGAAUUAGUUCACUGAAGUAGACACAUCUGUAUUUUCAUGGUUUGUGCACGGUGUAUGAGUGUGUGUGUGUGCAUGUGUAUGUGUGUGUGUGUUUAAUUUUGACCGUGCUGUGCAUGUGUUUAGCUGCUCUCAAACUCUGACUCAAGCUUGGUGGAGGUUUAAUCCUGUGCCCUUGUACACGUAGACUUGAUUAGUAGUUGUGGUUAUCUCAGCAGAAGACAUACCGCCCUCUUCCUUGUAUUGGUCGGGACCUGGGCAUUGGGGAGUCAAGGCAAAGGAGAAAGAAAAGAGAUUUUCCAUUAGUAUUCUGUGAAAGCCUUACUGUCUGCAGAACAAAUUGAUUGCUCCGGUGUACCUGUGCUUGGCACCACUGCUGUGAAAGAAAGAACACUGAUAUUUGCAUUUAUUGUGGAACAAAAGGUGAAGAAGGAGAAGCAGUAUAUUCACUAAGGAUUCUAUCUGCUUGCUGCUGCAGACCUGUGUGUUGAGGAAUUCUGCUGCUGCUUCUUGCUUGGGAGUUAUCAACUCUGCAGUCAGGCUGCGCUGGGAGCCUGCCUGCCUUUUGUCUCGUCGUUGCCAACCAGCAGACCAAUCCCGGUCGGCACGGAACAGUACACCUCUGUCUAAUUACUAUGGAAGGUGAGAAACCGACAUUCACUAAUUGAAGUUACGUCUCACUCACCCACAGAAAACCAUUCUUCAAAGUGAAUAGAAACCAAGCCUUUGUGAACACUUCUAUUGAACAUGACUCAUGGAGAAGAGCUUGGCUCUGAUGUGCACCAGGAUUCUAUUGUUUUAACUUACCUAGAAGGAUUACUAAUGCAUCAGGCAGCAGAGGGAUCAGGUACUGCCAUCGACAAAAAGUCUGCUGGCUGUAAUGAAGAAGAUCAGAACUUUAACAUUUCUGGUAAUGCGUUUCCCACCUGUCAAAGUAAUGGUCCAGUUCUCAAUACACAUACAUAUCAGGGAUCUGGCAUGCUGCAUCUCAAAAAAGCCAGACUCUUGCAGUCUUCUGAGGACUGGAAUGCAGCGAAGCGGAAGAGGCUGUCUGAUUCCAUCGUAAAUUUAAACGUAAAGAAGGAAGCUUUGCUGGCUGGCAUGGCUGACAGUGUGCCUAAAGGCAAACAGGAUAACACGGUACUGGCCUCUUUGCUUCAGUCGUUCAGCUCUAGGCUGCAGACUGUUGCUCUGUCACAACAGAUUAGGCAGAGCCUCAAGGAGCAAGGAUACGCCCUCAGUCAUAAUUCUUUAAAAGUGGAGAAGGAUUUAAGGUGCUACGGUGUCGCAUCAAGUCACUUAAAAACUUUGCUGAAGAAAAGUAAAGCUAAAGAUCAAAAGCCUGAUACCAGUCUCCCUGACGUAACUAAAAACCUCAUCAGAGAUAGGUUCGUAGAGUCACCUCAUCAUGUUGGACAGAGUGGCACAAAGGUCAUGAGUGAACCCUUGUCAUGUGCUGCGAGGUUACAGGCUGUCGCGAGCAUGGUGGAAAAAAGGGCUAGUCCUGCCACUUCACCCAAGCCAAGUGUUGCUUGUAGCCAAUUAGCAUUACUCCUUUCAAGCGAAGCCCAUUUACAGCAGUAUUCUCGAGAACACGCUUUAAAGACACAAAAUGCAAAUCAGGCGGCAAGUGAAAGACUUGCUGCUAUGGCCAGAUUACAAGAAAAUGGCCAAAAGGAUGUGGGCAGUUUCCAGUUCUCAAAAGGAAUGUCAGGCCAUCUUAAUGGUCAGGCAAGAACAUCAUCAAACAAACUAAUGGCUAGCAAAAGUACAACAUUUCAGACUCCGAUGGGUAUUGUUCCUUCUUCCCCCAAAAAUGCAGGCUAUAAGAACUCACUGGAAAGAAGCAAUGCAAAACAAGCUGCUAAUAACAGUUUGCUUUUACAUCUCCUUAAAAGCCAGACCAUGCCUAAGCCAAUGAACGGACACAGUCAUAGUGAGAAAGGAAGCCUUUUUGAGGAGAGCAGUACACCUACAACUAUUGAUGAAUACUCAGAUAACAAUCCUAGUUUUACAGAUGAUAGCAGUGGUGAUGAAAGUUCAUAUUCCAACUGUGUUCCCAUAGACUUGUCCUGCAAACACCGAAUCGAAAAACCAGAACCUGACCAGCCUGUUUCUCUGGAUAACUUAACUCAGUCCUUGCUAAACACUUGGGAUCCCAAAGUCCCCGAAGUAGAUAUCAAAGAAGAUCAAGAUACCUCAAAGAAUUCUAAGCUAAAUUCGCACCAGAAAGUCACCCUGCUUCAGUUGCUACUUGGCCAUAAGAAUGAAGAAAAUGUAGAAAGAAACAACAGCCCUCAGGAACCACACAGUGAUGGGACAAAGUUCAGCACACAUAAUUACACGCGGACUUCUGUCAUAGAAAGCCCUAGUACCAGCAGGACUACUCCAGUGAGCACUCCACCAUUACUUGCAUCCACCAAAGCCGAGUCUCCCGUCAACCUUUCCCAACACUCUCUGGUCAUCAAAUGGAAUUCCCCACUGUAUGCCUGUGGCCCUCAGUCUGAAAAGCCAACGAAUACCACAUCAAACCACCUGAUGGACCUUACAAAAAGCAAAGAAUCGCAAGGGGAGAAACCAGUCCAAAAUGAAGGCACACAAAACUCUGCCACUUUCAGUGCCAGUAAACUGUUACAAAAUUUAGCGCAAUGUGGAAUGCAGUCUUCCGUGUCAGGGGAAGAGCAGAGACCCAGUAAACAGCUGCUGAGUGUAAACACAGAGAAACCUACAGGUAUGACUGAUAGACUGAAUAGCCCUCUGCUCUCAAAUAAAACAAAUGCAGUUGAAGAAAAUAAAGCAUUCGGCAGUCACGCAACAGGUCCUGAACCAGGACUUUCUGGUUCUGAAAUAGAAAAUCUGCUUGAAAGGCGCACCGUCCUCCAGUUGCUGCUGGGAAACCCCAACAAAGGGAAGCCCGAAAAGAAAGAGAAGAUGCCCUUAAGAGAUGAAAGUACUCAGGAACAUACAGAUAGAGCUUUAAGUGAACAAAUAUUGAUGGUGAAAAUAAAAUCUGAGCCUUGCGAUGACUUGCAUACGCAUACCACAAAUGUGCCCUUGAGCCACGACGCUCAGGGUGCCCCCUUCUUAGGCGUGGCUCCUGCCUUGCAGGGAAGCACAGCUGUCUUACCAGCGUCCGAGGACUUCAAAUCGGAGCCGGUCUCACCUCAGGAUUUUUCUUUCUCUAAGAACGGUCUGCUAAGUCGACUGCUGAGACAAAACCAAGAGAGUCACCCGGCUGAUGACCUGGACAGCAGUCACAGAAAUAGUGAACUGACACUUGUAGACUCAAAGAAUCUUUGCAUGGUCCCUAAAAAAAGGAAGCUUCAUACUGAGCCGUUAGAAAAUCCAUUUAAAAAGAUGAGAAAUAACAUAGUCGAUGCUGCAAACAGUCCCAGUGCUCCGAAGGUGCUGUAUGGGUCCUUGCUUAACCAGCAAGAGCUGAAGCUUAGCAGAAAUGAUCUUGAGUUUAAAUAUCCUGCCAGCCAUGGUUCAGCGAGUGACAGCGAACACAGGAAUUGGGCCAGAGAGAGCAAAAGCUUCAACGUUCUGAAACAGCUGCUUCUCUCUGAAAACUGUGUGAGAGAUUUGUCUCAGCACAGGAGUAAUUCUGUCAUCGACAGUAGAAAAAAAGGACACAGAAGCACUGGGACCAAUAGCAAGCCUGAAUUCAGCAUUUCUCCUUUGAACGGACUGAUGUACAGUGCAGCUCAGCCCAACAGCUGCAUGGGCCACAGGACAUUUCCACACCCCGGUGUUGGAAAACCUCCUGUGAGCCCUCCUUUCCCUGAGCACCUGGGCUGCGCAGGGUCUAGACCAGAAUCUGGGCUUGCGAAUGGGUGUUCCGUGCCCAGUGAGAAGGGACCCAUCAAGUGGGUUAUCACAGAUGUGGAUAAGAAUGAGUAUGAGAAAGACUCUCCGAGACUGACCAAAACUAACCCAAUACUGUAUUACAUGCUCCAGAAGGGAGGCAAUUCUGUUACCAGUCGAGAAACACAGGACAAGGACAUUUGGAGGGAGCCUUCAUCUGCUGAAAGUAUCUCGCAGGUUACAAUCAAAGAGGAGUUACUUCCUGCUGCAGAAACUAAAGCUUCUUUCUUUAAUUUAAGAAGCACUUACAAUAGCCAUAUGGGAAAUAAUGCCUCUCGCCCACACAGUGCAAAUGGAGAAGUUUAUGGACUUCUGGGAAACGUGCUAACAAUAAAAAAAGAAUCAGAAUAAAAUGUACCUGCCAUCCAUCUUUGGAUCUUUUUAAAACUAACUAGUAUGAACUUGAGAUCUGUAUAAAUAAGCGCAUGAUUUGAGAAAAGCAUGGUAUAAUUGAAACUUUUUCAUUUUGAAAAGAAUUGGUUACUGUGAUGUUUAAAUAUGCAUACUACUUCUUGCUUUACAUUAGAUGUCAUGAGGAAGCUGCUGAACUAGCAAUGGGUUGUUUAACACCUUCUUAUGCAUCAGACAACAACUGUGAGUAGCCCAUGAAUGAUAUUCUUUUUUAAUCAUAAAUAAUAGGCAUAAAUUAAAAUGUGAAUCUCCACCCACAGUGGAUUAAUGCAUUGCUGCCUUUAUUAGGGUACUUUAUUUUGCUUUUCAGAAGUCAGCGUACAUAACACGUUUUUUUAAAGUCCAAAUUGUUAAAUAAUAACUCCUUAAAGGAUAAUUAUUGAAUCAAAAAACCUAAUACUGAUUCAUUUUUUCAGUUCAAAAACAAAUCAGAAAAAAAUAUGCUUACAUUUUUCACUUUUGCUAAAAAAAAAAAAAGGAAAGAAAACACAUUUAUUUUUAAUUCUUGGAAGGGGUUUUGUGGUUCCUCAAUGUGCCUGCCCCACCCCAAUCCUUUUCAAUAUACUAUAUUUCUUUAAACCUUGUACUACUUAGUAAACAUUGAUUACAAUUGAUGGAAGUUUGAUAGAUCUUUAAAAAAACGGCAGAUUUCCAUUUUUGUAUUUUAACUACUUUACUAAAUUAAUAUUCCUCCUUUUACAGAAUUAGGAAAGUUAACAUGUAUCUUCAGGUGGUUUCCUGAAUAGUUGAAAUAAGAAGUUGUUUUUAACAAGCAAAAUGGCUUUUCUUUGGACCGUUUUCACCAUCUCUUGUAAAAGCUACUUCUCACCGUUUCUGUGGUACCUGUGAGUCUUAUGACCAGGGUUUCUUAAAGUUGGACUCAGACCACCUGCAUCAGAAUCAUCUGGAGCACUUGUUUUAAAAUGCAGAUUCCUAGGCAGCAUCUCAGAUCUACAGAACAAGAACCUCUGCUAAGUGGACCUGGGAAUCUUCCUUCUGCAUCUUAAUAUACUCCCUAGGUGUUUCUUCUGCACACUGAAAUUUGAAUUUUGAAAAUUGAAACCAUUGCCUAUGACUUCUCUCAACACAGGAUUGUGAACAAACUAUUUGAUGCCUGUAUUUUCCCCAGUACAGUCACACAUCAACUCAAAAUUUGCAAUAUUGUACUUCAUAUAUUACUGCUAUGUCUUUGGAAAUCGGGUUCAGAAUACUUUUUAUGACAAAAAAAAAAUCGGGUGGAGGGGACAACUUUCAUAUUUGGCUCAACAUCUCAGGAAAAUCUGUGAUUAUUUGUGUGUUCUAAUGAGUAACAUCUACUUAAUUAGCCUUAGGGAUGGAAUAACAGGGCCACUUACCAAACUCAGGUGAUUCCAGGAUGGUUUGGCAACUCCUCCUGAAUACAUCCUUAACUUCCCUUAAAACCAUUGUCCUAAGAACAGUGCUGACAAAGAUGAAAACAUUUAUUUCAAACCCAAGAAAGGCACUAAACUCAGAUUGACUAAACAAAAAAGUACAAAGGGCACAUAUACAUGACAGAUUUGUACACAGUCACUCCAUCGGAUCUGUUAUUUUAAAAUAGUGAUUAAAAGUAAACAUUGAUGUUUUCUUGGAAGAACUUAAUGUAUUAUCGAGCCGCAUGGGGUUUCUAUCUUGAAACAAGUCCAUGCUUUUCAGUUCAGUUUUUACAAUCCACAAUUCUUUCACCAGAUAUUUUUGGGUUUAAUUGUGAGCUGAGUUAGCAACUGACCUAUCAAAAAAUUGUUAUAUAAUCGACUGUUAAUUAGAAGGAAAUCUAUUUGAAAUUGUUCUACUUGAGGUUGUUUCUAAGAUUUUUAUAUUAAAAAUGGGCGUUAUUUCCUAAUAUGAUCUAAAACCCUAAAUGAUUAUUUUUUUCUCAAAAUAAUUUGUAAAUAGUUACUGGAUAUAUUAUAAAAUAAUAGGAGCGAAUAUUAUGCUACAUCAUGAAAAUUCCACUGGCCAGUGAAGAUAUCCAACUCCAUCCCAUCUUUAUUCUGUGACAAUCUUAUUGUCUACACUGUAUAAAUAAGCUUUUAACCAAGUCAUUUUUUUCUGCCGUUGUGAAAGGUCUGGAGCCUUAGAAGUAUGCUAGAAAAAAAUACUGAUAUUCCCCCUUGGUUAGGGGAAAAUGGGCUUUUACAAGGGGGUGAAACUUAGGUCAGGAAAAAGAACAUCAAGGGCCAGCUUUGCCUUUUCUGUUUGUUUCUUUGGUUGGUCAUUUGUUUUGUUGUUGUUGUUACUGUUGUCAGCAGUCAAAGAAACGAAGGCGUGUCAUAUAUAAAUAAACAUGACCACGAAGAAACCUGUUCUGAUUCACUGGAGUGUCCCCAAUUUGAGUUUAGUAUGAUUUUAAAGAGGAGCGGUGAGAAAGGGCCUACAUCCAUAAAUGCAGUUCAUUUAUGCAUAUGUAGAUACAAGGAUGCACAUAUACACAUUUUCAAGGACUAUUUUAGAUAUCUAGACAAUUUCUUCCUAAUAAAGUCAUUUGUGAAAGGGUACUACAGCUCUCAUUGACAUCAGUAAGGUAGCAUUACCUGUUUAUUCUCUGCUGCAUCUUACAGAAGAGUAAACUGGUGAGAGUAUAUAUUUUAUAUAUAUAUAUAUAUAUAUAAUAUGUAUAUAUAUAUAUAUUGACUUGUUACAUGAAGAUGUUAAAAUUGGUUUUUAAAGGUGAUGUAAAUAGUGAUUUCCUUAAUGAAAAAUACAUAUUUUGUAUUGUUCUAAUACAACAGAAAAGCCUUUUAAUCUCUUUGGUUUCUGUAUAUUCCAUGUAUAAGUGUAAAUAUAAUCGGACAGGUUUAAAAAUUGUGCAUGUGUGUAUACAGUUGCAAGUCUGGACAAAUGUAUAGAGUAAGCCUUUUAUUUAAGUUGUGAUUACCUGCUGCAUGAAAAGUGCAUGGGGGACCCUGUGCAUCUGUGCAUUUGGCAAAAUGUCUUAAGCAGUCAGAUCAGAUAUUCAUCCCAACAUAACAGUAUUCCAUUUCUGGACAUGACUUCCGUGGUUUAAGCUUUGUGAAAGAAUGUGCUUUGAAUCCAAGGGUCUUAAAACUUUUUAAAUCAAGUCAACCACUUUUCAACAUAAAGAAUUCACACAACUACUUUCAUGAAUUUUUUAAUCCCAUUGGAAGCAUAAUAAUAUACCAGGAGUAUUCCAGUGUACUGGAGUACAGGCACAUUACCAUUCAUGGUAUGAAUUCUGGGGUUUACACAACCAAUUUUGAUGCGAUAUGCUCAGUAAUAUAAUUUGUCAUUUUUAUUAGAAAUUUAAUUUCUUCAUGUGAUGUCAUGAAACUGUACAUACUGCAGUGUGAACUUUUUGUUGUGUUUUUUAAUCUUUUAGUGUUUACUUCCUGCAGUGAAUUUGAAUAAAUGAGGGAAAAAAAUG